AUGUCGUCAGCAAGGCCUACAGACCUAGAAGGUCAACAGGACACUGCGUCCGAAGUCAAGGUUGACCAUGGUCCCGAGAAUGGGGCGGGAGAAGCGGAGAAAGCUGGGAUUGUGGUGACAUGGGAUGGCGACGACGACAAAGAAAAUCCCCAGAAUUGGUCGACCUCCUUCAAAUCAUGGGUGACUCUUCAGUUGAGCAUGCUGGCAUUCACUGCCAGCUUGGCCUCCAGCAUCAUAGCACCAGCGAACAAGACAAUUGCCGAGUAUGUUGGGGUGAGUGAGGAGGUCGUGGUCCUUAACGUUUCUCUUUACGUUAUUGGCUUCGCUUUGGGUCCCCUGAUCUGGGCACCUUCGUCGGAAAUCUGGGGUCGUCGAAUUUCGAUAUUGCCGGCGAUGUUUUGUCUCGCGCUCUUCUCCAUCGGGACCGCCACGAGCAAGAAUGCUCAAUCGGUCUUCAUCACCCGCUUUUUCUCCGGUGUCUUUGGCUCCUCAGCGGUCAGUAAUGUCAACGCUGCCUUGGGAGACAUCUGGUCCCGCGAGGCCAGAGGCACUGCAGUCUCAUUGUAUGCCGUGUGCGUUGUUGGCGGACCAACUCUGGGGCCCACCAUUGGGGCUGCCAUUUUGGUCAAUCCUCGCCUUGGAUGGCGCUGGACUGAAUACAUCACCGCAAUCAUCAACUUUGCGGUCGUUGCCUUGACAUACUUCUGCAUGCCGGAGAUGUAUCCUCCUGUCGUGUUGAAGCGCAAAGCUGAGAGACUUCGCAAAGAAACCGGCAACCAGAAGCUAUAUCAUCCUCACGAACGGCUGAAGCUCGACUUGAAGUCGAUAGUCACCAAGCAACUGUCAAGACCCUUGAAGAUGCUUUGCGUCGAACCAAUGGUCACUUGCAUCGCAUUCUAUGCAAGUUUUGUUUACUCCAUCCUCUACCUCACGCUGGAAGUCUUCCCCAUUGUCUUCACCGAGCAGAGAAAGUACUCACCAGUCGUUGCCUCAUUACCCUUCUUAGGGUUGUUCAUUGGCGUUCUUUGCGCGUUAGGCAUUAACCUCGGAAAUCAGCCUCGUUAUAUUCGAAAAUGUCGAGCAGCCCAUGGCAAACCAGUUCCGGAGGCAAGGUUGCCCCCAUUGGCCAUUGGAGCUGUGCUGAUGGUGAUCGGGCUUUUCUGGUUUGGAUGGAAUGCUGACCCCAAGUAUUCCUGGGUCCUGCCUUCUAUCGCUGCAGUUUUUAUUGGUGCGGGCUUUAAUACCAUCUUUCAGCAAUGCAUCAAUUAUCUUGUCGACGUGUACGGGCUUUACGCUGCUAGCGCCACAGCAGCCAAUACUUUCCUUCGCAGUCUAAUGGCGUUUGCUUUACCUCUCGUCGCAAGACCCAUGUUUCACAAUCUUGGAGUUGGCCCUGCGAUGUCGAUACUUGGCGGAGUGGCAGCGCUGAUGCUUCCGGUGCCGUUCUUGUUAAUGAAAUUCAGCAUGGCGCUCCGGAAGAAAUCUACAUUCGCACCAGUACCAACAGAUUGA
This is a messenger RNA of Exophiala xenobiotica, 1512 nucleotides long. RefSeq lists its product as uncharacterized. NCBI's taxonomy places the organism in Eukaryota, Fungi, Ascomycota, Eurotiomycetes, Chaetothyriales, Herpotrichiellaceae. The coding region runs from base 1 to 1512 and encodes 503 amino acids. The record is from RefSeq and is a predicted model, not a curated record. The transcript has 3 exons. Gene Ontology annotation, biological process: transmembrane transport. Gene Ontology annotation, molecular function: transmembrane transporter activity.